UUAAUAAGAAAAUGACAUGGCAGCAUUUUAAUAUAAAAUUAUUCAUUUGUGUUCACCUGAAGAAAAGAAGCCAUAUACAUCUGGGAGUACAGUCUGAGACUAGCCUACUUUAAAAUAUUGAUGGACUGUUCCUUUAAGGCUGUUGGCUUAAAGCUCACAUUUUGCAUGGCUAAAAACACUUACAUAUGAUAAGCAAGUUUUAUUUAAAAAAAUAUGUUAAAUACAUUUUAAAAUGAGUACAUUAAGUUUUAUUUUACUGCCCAGUAGCCUACAGUAAAUAUUUAACCCUGAAUUCUCAUUCCACUGUAGCCAACAGAAAGAUGAAACCGCUGCUCCUUGCUGCCAUCCUGUGGGUACUCUCAUACACGACGGUAUCCAGCGCAACAGAGCUGUUUCAUCUCAAUAAGGUUUCCUUUGAGGAUACAGUGACUCUGAGAAACAGUAGUGACCUCAGUUUACCUCAUUCCCGGAGGAAACGUUUUAUCUCCAGCAGAGACAUGAGAGCUUUACUGGAUUAUCACAACCGCGUGCGUUCACAGGUCUUCCCACCCGCAUCCAACAUGGAAUAUAUGGUGUGGGAUGAAAGACUGGCUAAAUCUGCAGAGUCUUGGUCCUCACAGUGCAUAUGGGAUCACGGUCCACCUCAUGUUUUGCGGCACACAGGACAGAACUUGUCCGUUAUCUCUGGAAGAUACAGGUCAAUCAUUGACCUUGUAAAAUCCUGGUAUGAUGAAAGACACUCUUUCUCCUAUCCAAACAGAUGUACUGGCUUUGUCUGUUCACACUACACUCAGAUGGUGUGGGCCACCAGUAAUAAGAUUGGGUGUGCUAUCAACAGGUGUUCAAACAUGUAUGUGUUUGGGAGCACAUGGAAACAGGCCACCUUACUGGUCUGCAACUAUUCUAUCAAGGGAAACUGGGUCGGAGAGGCUCCAUAUAAGACAGGAAAACCAUGCUCUGCCUGUCCUUCCAGCUAUAGAGGAUCAUGCAAUAAAAACCAAUGUGAUUGCAGAUCAAGAUCUAGAAAAGGGCCAAGUGGUUUUAGAGACUUCUAAAAUAUACACAAUACAGAACAUGCACGUUUUUUUAAAUAUUAAAUAUCAAAGCAUCAAAAAGGAGCCGAAUGAACACCUUUAAUGAUGCUUUUUUUAUUCAAAAUGUGAUGUAGUAAACCACUAAAACAUAAUUUAUAUGGUGCAUUUUUUAAUUAUUAAAUUAAUUAUUCUUUGUUUUUAAAUAUUUCACAGCACUAUACUGUGCACAAAUGAUCCCUAGUUGUCACUGGGGCGGUACUCUUUCUAAAAGUAGAGGUACAAAUUGGUACCAAAAAUAUACAUUAUUGAUACAUAUAUUGAUACACCUUUUCAAAGGGUACUGUCCCAGUCUCAGUGCAUCUCUAAAUUUAAUAUUGAGUGAACUGUUGCUAUCACCCAAUCAAUUCUGUUAUUUUUUGUAUUUUUAUAUCUUUGAUUUGAUAUUUUAUAUCUUAGUUGUUUUCUUGUUUUCUUUAAGGCUAUGGUCUGUUUGCACUGAUUUACUUAUAUUUCUUUGUACGCAUCACAGUGACAAUUUACAUUAAAGGUUAAGCACUUUCUCUUUUCUUUUUUUAUUCUUACAUAUGUAAUAAAUUUUCUUUAAAAUGGGUCUAGUGUUGUGUUGAGGUUUCCAAGUGAUUAUCUUUUUGAAAUGUGUAUUGCACUCAUGUGAACAUGGCUACAUUGUCAACACAUUUGUCCUCAUAAAAACAGACGUUUUAUUUGCCUAUUCGCUCAAAGCACUUCGAUGUAUUCCACAGACUGCUGUAAACACAGCGGUCACAUAAAAUAAGCAUGUCCAAGGCAUGGUGAUUAUUAUGUAUGAGAGUAACUGCUCCCAGAUCAGCAUUGAUGGUCAAAAUAAAAAAAAUGUUUUUAUCGAAGGCAAUUCUGCUGUAAAGCCUUAAAGGGAUAGUUCACCCAAAAAUGAAAAUUC
Molecule: messenger RNA, 1971 nt
Organism: Misgurnus anguillicaudatus (oriental weatherfish)
Lineage: Eukaryota; Metazoa; Chordata; Actinopteri; Cypriniformes; Cobitidae
Source: RefSeq, a predicted model, not a curated record